Molecule: messenger RNA, 207 nt
Organism: Prunus armeniaca (apricot)
Lineage: Eukaryota; Viridiplantae; Streptophyta; Magnoliopsida; Rosales; Rosaceae
Source: the annotation of a GenBank genome assembly
AUGCGGCGGAUUUCACGACAGCCUCCUCCGCCAAGUAUUAAUUUGGUUUCGCUCGGGAUGAGCCAUCAAACAAACAUUCCUGUUAGCGACCCUCUAAGUUCAGAGGCAAUGUUUGCAGCAGGGGUGUGCACGGUCCGAUUUACCCUCAAAUUGGUAUCGAAAUCGAAUAUUGCACACAGCCCAGUUCAUUUCGGUUUGGGAAUGUAA